CCUGCAGCCGUCUUCGCCGUCCUCGCCAGCAUGGCGGAUGCGUCAUUCAAAGACGUACCAGAGCUAUUUGAGGUCGAACUCACGGAGUCCUUGUCCGCGCGCACGGAAAGCCUAUCGACCUUCAGGGAACUUGGUCCUCCUGAUCUUGUCCAUGUCUUGAAGAGCACUGGGCGUAGUGGUCAACGCGAUCUCGGCUCCUACCACUACGUCUCCGGCGUCGACGCGUCUUCCUCUGCAUCAUUAGCAGCAUACAUCAACUCCCUCACCUACAAUAUUGAAGACGAUUCGGGGUGGUUCUCGAAGGGUACGUCUUGGAAGGUCAAGAGCGGGUGCUACUGCUGCUUCAACGCCUUCUCGCGCGUGGAUGUUCGCGUCGACGUUAAGAUUCCCGGAGGUGUCCAGGCAUACGUUGUCGACUUGCGCGGCGAGAGACACGAAGCAACACCUGAAAUAUGGCAAGAGACCUUCCUGUCUGCCAUCCUACGCGCCAUCCUCUACUCCGACGACCCCACAUACUGGCUUGAAGCAUACCGGAAGCUUGAUCCCAUCACCACUCCUGAAGGCGAAUUGCGCUUCCUGCAAGCUGCUGAAGCACUGUUCAUGAAGGGAUGGCAGGUUGGCUCGGACCCAGAAAUCCAAGUCGCGACAGUCGUGUCCAAUCAUGUUACUGCAGCUAUCAUGAAGUAUUUCGGGGACAGCGGCCGGUUCCAGCAUGCUGCAAAUCUCUUCGAGAAGAUACUGGCCAAAGAACCUGAGGUUGCCUCGCUAUUGGCGAAGAGCUAUCUGGGAAUGAACGAGGAAGUCAAGGCUGUUCAGAUUAUGGCAACUGCAAUCAAGCAAACACCGCAGUCAUACACCCUCCUGCAUGUUCAGUGCGACUUCCUUCGGGCGAAGGGGAAGUACGAUUGGGCACUCAAGCUUGCCCGGCAAGCAGUCAACUGCGCCCCCAGCGAGUUCGUGACCUGGGAGAAACUCACCGAAAUAUACAUUGACAUGGGUCAAUAUGAGAAUGCACUUUUGACUCUCAACUCAUGUCCUAUGUUUACUUACAAUGGCCGGGACGCCCACCGCAACCUGACACCGGCUCGCGUACACCUUCCGCCAAAAGGUGCAAUCAUCGACAUCCUUCCGGAGCGGGUGAAGACGGAGGACGAUGAGGCCGACCCCGCUCUUCUUCGACUUCCCGCGCCGGGCCUUCGCGGAACAUGGGCUCGCGCCUACUCCCUUCUCACACGCCUGGUGUCACAAAUUGGCUGGGACGAGCUGCUCAAGACGAGGAGCUCCGUCUUCGUUAUGGAAGAGGAAUACCGGAUGCAGAAAGCGCAUGGUGACACCAGGCCGCAAUCCGCCGCCGCUGGCAAGGUCUUCCAUGAAGACGGCUCCGUCAGCUCUCCGCAACGCGGCGAUUCGCUGCAAGGGCAGAAGGCAGAACGCGCUGAUGACGACGCGUCGACUCGCGGGGUGGCAUCGCCCACGGCGGAGAACGGGGACGACAAUGGGGACGACGAGGACGACGCAGGGAAUGACACAGACUCCGAAACGCUCGCGAAUGGCAAUGGCAUUCCCACCAUCCGGAUAUCUACGGAAAGCGCCAGGGAACAGAAGGCAGCGCAGGAGAAGGCCGCCAACGGACACAAUGAGUCAAAAGAGAACGGUGUUACCGAUGGGCCCGGCGACACCCUCGAGAAGCCGGUGCAGGCAGCAGAGAACAGCCAGGACGCCGAGGGUGGUCCGGCGGCCGCGCAGGAACCGUUCUCCUUCAGCAAUAAGCGCUUGUGCGAGCGUUGGCUGGACAACUUGUUCAUGGUGCUCUAUGAGGACCUCAGGGUGUGGACCAUCUUCCGCGCCGAAGUCGCGCACUUCAAGACGCAGCACGUUGCAUACCGCAAAACCGGCCUGGAGUGGGAAAUCUUGGGAGACCUCGGCCUGCGGCUGCACCACAAGGAGGAGGCGAAGGAGGCGUACCAGCGCUGCUUGGAUACCCCGCGCUACUCGUACAAGCCCUGGUCCAAGCUCCUGGACACGUACGCGGACGAGGGCGAUAUCCAGCGGACGCUCCAGGUCGCCGUCCGGGUCGCCGCGUACCAGUGGGGCGAGUACACCGAGAUGACGUACCCCACGCAAAUUGCGCGCUGCUUCUUCAAGCUUGGCCAGAUCCACGGCCAUGCGAAGAUCUCGUACACGCUGCUGAGCAUGGGCCUGCCCGACCCGGUCCUGAAAAUCAUGGAGAGCUACCUCCACUACGGCCGCACCUUCAAGGUCGAGGGGUACGACUUCUGAGCUCCGAUAUCUUUGCUGUGGCCGCCGCUUUCUUCUUCGGAUUGGUCUCCUGGAAUUGUAGACUCUUGUAUGUAGUUGCGCUGCUGCGGUUCGCGUCCGCCCGUGGGCCCCAGGAGCUUUUUAGCUAGGUAUCUUAUUUCCGAUGAAUACCCUUCACCU
This is a messenger RNA of Trametes versicolor FP-101664 SS1, 2439 nucleotides long. Its product is annotated as chaps-domain-containing protein. The record is from RefSeq and is a predicted model, not a curated record. Gene Ontology annotation, cellular component: exomer complex. Gene Ontology annotation, biological process: Golgi to plasma membrane transport. Bases 31 to 2280 code for a protein of 749 amino acids. NCBI's taxonomy places the organism in Eukaryota, Fungi, Basidiomycota, Agaricomycetes, Polyporales, Polyporaceae. Gene Ontology annotation, molecular function: protein binding. The transcript is spliced from 12 exons.